AAAACGAUCUUCAAUCAGAAACACAAACCCAACCGAUUGAAAAAUUUGGAAAAGAUCAAAACGAAAAGAAAGAAAUUAAAGCGAGAAAAAUGGUGAACAUGCCAGUGCUGCUGAUGGGCUGCGGCGGGGUUGGCCGCCAGCUCCUCCACCACAUCGUCUCCUGCCGUACCUUCCAUUCCAAACAGGGGGUGAGGCUGAGGGUGGUGGGAGUGUGCGACAGUAAAUCCAUGCUGGUCAAAACUGAUUUUCUAAUUUCCGAAUUGGAUGAUGAGUUUUUGCUGCGACUUCGCGAAGUCAAGUCCAGUGGAUCUUCUUUUUCGGAGCUUGCUGAUUUUGGUGAGUGUGAAGUGGUUUUGGGUCAACAAAUCGAGAGGAAAAUCAUGGAUGUUGCUGCUACACUUAGUAAAUCUAGUGGAUUGGUGGUUGUUGACUGCUCAGCCAGCUCUGAAACUAUUUCGUUGUUGAAUCAAGUUGUGAGUUUAUAUUGUUGCGUGGUUCUGGCAAACAAGAAGCCUCUUACAUCUCCACUGGAACAUUAUGACAAGCUGGUCUCACGACAUAGGCGGAUUAGACACGAGUCAACCGUAAGUGUUAUUGAGUCCUUUGUUUCACGAGCAUUGAUUUUAUACGAUGAAAAUGAAAUGCCUUAUCAGCAGGUUGGUGCUGGUCUUCCAGUCAUCUCAACUAUAAAUCGUAUCCUUUCAUCAGGAGACCCUAUCUCCCGCAUUCUGGGAAGUUUAAGUGGUACGCUGGGCUAUGUGAUGAGUGAGGUUGAAAGUGGAAGGCCCUUUAGCCAAGUAGUCAAUGCUGCAAAACACCUCGGAUACACUGAACCUGACCCACGGGAUGAUCUCAGUGGGAUGGAUGUAGCUAGAAAGGUAUGUACAUUUUAUCUACUGAAUUUUGUAGAGUUCCUGCCUAAACCUUUCGAUUUUAAGGCGCUGAUCCUAGCUCGACUUCUUGGGCACCGCAUCAACUUGGACAGUAUUAAGGUCGAAAGCUUGUUCCCUGUGGACAUGGGACCUGAUGUGAUGCCACUGGAAGAAUUUUUAUUGAAUGGGCUUCCAUUGAUUGAUAAAGAUAUCCAAAAACGGGUAGAUAAUGCUGGUUCAAAAGGAAAUGUUUUGCGUUAUGUUUGUUUGAUUGAGAAGUCCAGGUGUGAAGUCGGCAUACAAGAAGUCGCAAAGGAUUCAGCCCUCGGUAGAUUGAAGGGGAGUGAUAAUGUGCUAGAGAUAUACAGCCGGUGCUAUAAAGAGCAGCCACUGGUGAUUCAAGGUGCUGGGGCAGGCAAUGACACUACUGCUGCUGGUGUUCUUGCUGAUAUACUCGAUUUACAGGACCUUUUUCAACACUGAACUUUUUCUGGGCACAUAAAUGGUUUUUUCUCCCCCUUUUUUGUGUGUUUGGGAGGUCAGGGGGUUAGUUAACACUUACGUAAAUGCUUCAGAUUGGCAAGUCUAUUGAGCAAUCUUUCACAAGUUUCUUCUCAUCAACUCUGUCUUGUAGCGAGAUAAUAUUUACGGUAAUUUUCUUCACCGAAUUUCAUGUAUAUAUCUG
Striga asiatica is the source of this 1557-nucleotide messenger RNA. Lineage: Eukaryota; Viridiplantae; Streptophyta; Magnoliopsida; Lamiales; Orobanchaceae. The record is from the annotation of a GenBank genome assembly.